CAAGGACUUAUCAACUACAAUAAAGCAGAUGGAAUACAGUUAGAUAAAAAGAUCAAUUCAACAAGUUGGUGAUAUGUCAAAGGGUCAGGCUUGGCUCAAGAUCACAAACCUGAACAUAAAUGAUACCAAUCAGUACAUGGCAAAAAUUGCAAUACAGGAUGCAUCAGACUACAAAUAUGUACCAGUACAGUUAACUGUGAUACAACCCGCACCAACWACAAGACCUCUCCAGACGUCAACCACGGCAAGCACAUCAUUUGUAUCAAACACCAUAACGUCAACUGUACCCCACAACAUAACGUCAAGUCCACCGAAGAAUAUAACGUCUACAACACACUCUCUACCCGGUACGAGUAUUACUGAGAAUCAAUCAAAGCCUAGUGGAACAUGUACCUCGAUCAUCGCAGCAUGUGUCACUGUCAUCGUUAUCCUUGUUGUGGUCAUCGUGGUCUUACUCGUCUACAUUUGGAAARGAAAAGAAAAGUCAGCAAGGAAAAGAAGUUUGUCAGGUAUUAAAGGGGAGGACCUUGGAGCUUACGAGAAUGCCAAUCAGAUGGACGACGCCUCAAAUGUACGAGUGCAUGAGUCAGCCAAGGCAAGAAUUGCCGAUAAAGAAAUGUAUGAAACAAUCUGUGAAAACAGAGAUGAAGACGCCAGCACUCACCUCACGUCCACCCUCCAAGGUGUAGCUUCUUUAUCUGCAAAAGAGAUGAAUACACGUGAUUCUUCAGCCGGUGCACUGGGCCAAAACACCGUACCUUCAUUGCCACAGCAUUACGAAGAACUAACAAAUCUACCAAAGGGCCAAUUAUACGAGCCUCUUAAUAAACGCAACAUUAAGCAUAGCACUGAUGCGGCUGAUAAUCCAAGAACAUACGAACAACUGCAGCAGGAUGUGACAGGAAAAGAGUACCAGUCGUUGCAAAUCAUCUCAAAAGAAGAAGAAAGCAAAGUGUGAUUAUUUUUGUGCGUGUGUUUGUUCGCGAGUCAAAAGUAUUAAAGAGAGUUGAUUAACUCUUCAAUAUUGGCAA
Molecule: messenger RNA, 1031 nt
Organism: Actinia tenebrosa (Australian red waratah sea anemone)
Lineage: Eukaryota; Metazoa; Cnidaria; Anthozoa; Actiniaria; Actiniidae
Source: RefSeq, a predicted model, not a curated record